CCCCCGGCGGGCUGGGCCCCGGGUCGCCUCCAUGGGAUUCGGUGCUGGGCUGAAGCUGCGCCCAGUCCCGGCGCCGCGCUUGGCCGCGGAGGAGGCGGACCCGCCCGGGCUGCGGCGGCGCUGCGCCAGCCGAGGGGAGGCCGAGCCUGCCAAGCUGGCGCCCGGCGGGGCCAUGGUGGCCGGCGCCCGCGGCGGCUGCGCGCUGGCGGGGGUUGCCCAGCGUGGCCUCCUGGCCCUGCUGCUGGUGGUUUCCGCCCCGCUCCGGCUGCGGGCGGAGGAGCUGGGUGAUGGCUGUGGGCACAUAGUGACCUAUAAGGACAGUGGCACCAUGACAUCUAAGAAUUAUCCAGGGACUUACCCCAAUCACACUGUUUGUGAAAAGACGAUCACAGUACCGAAGGGGAAGAGAUUGAUUCUGAGGUUAGGGGAUUUGGAUAUUGAGUCCCAGACCUGUGCUUCUGACUAUCUUCUCUUCACCAGCAAUUCUGAUCAGUAUGGACCAUAUUGUGGAAGUAUGAAUGUUCCCAAAGAACUCUUGCUGAACACAAGUGAAGUAACUGUUCGCUUUCAAAGUGGAUCCCACAUUUCUGGACGGGGUUUUUUGCUGACCUAUGCCAGCAGCGACCAUCCAGAUUUAAUAACGUGCUUGGAACGAGCUAACCAUUAUUUGAUGACAGAAUACAGCAAAUUCUGCCCAGCUGGUUGUAAAGACAUAGCAGGAGACAUUUCUGGGAAUGUGGUGGAUGGAUAUAGAGAUACCUCUUUAUUGUGCAAAGCCGCCAUCCAUGCAGGAAUAAUUGCAGAUGAAUUGGGUGGUCAGAUCAACGUUCUUCAGCGCAAAGGGAUAAGUCGAUAUGAAGGAGUCCUGGCCAAUGGUGUACUCUCAAGGGAUGGUUCCCUGUCAGAGAAACGAUUUCUGUUUACGUCCAAUGGUUGCAGCAGAUCCUUGAGUUUGGACUCUGACAGUCAAAUCACAGCUUCUUCUUCUUGGAAGUGGGUCAGUGAGAUUGGAGAGCAAAUUCUUUGGUCUCCUGGCCAAGCCCGACUUCAGAACCAGGGUCCAUCAUGGGCGUCAGGGGACAGCAGCAAGAACCACAGACAACGAGAGUGGCUGGAGAUAGAUUUGGGAGAAAAAAAGAAAAUAACAGGAAUUAGGACCACGGGAUCCACACAGUCAAAUUUCAACUUUUAUGUUAAGAGUUUUGUGAUGAACUUCAAAAACAACAACUCCAAGUGGAGGACCUAUAAGGGAAUUGGGAAUAAUGAAGAAAAGGUGUUUCAGGGCAACUUUAAUUUUCGGGAUCCAGUGAGGAACAAUUUCAUCCCUCCUAUUGUGGCCCGAUAUGUGCGGGUUGUCCCCAAGAAGUGGCACCAAAGGAUAGCCUUAAAAGUGGAGCUCAUUGGUUGCCAGAUUACACAAGGUAAUGAUUCAUUGGUGUGGCGCAAAACAAGUCCAAAUUCGGUUGAUUCAACUAAAAGAGAAGAUGAGGCAAUCACAAAAAUCAUCCCCUCUGAAGAAAUGCCCGCAAGAAUAAACGUCACAAUGGUUGCUGUGCCACUGGUGCUAGGACUCCUGGUGCUGCUGACUGCUGGAAUGGGAAUCUUUGCAGCCUUUAGAAAGAGGAAGAAGAAAGGACAUACUAAUGGAUCUGCUAAAGCUCAGAAAACAGACUGUUGGAAGCAGAUUAAAUAUCCCUUUGCCAGACAUCAGUCUGCUGAGUUUACCAUCAGCUAUGAUAAUGAAAAAGAGAUGACACAAAAGUUAGAUCUCAUCACAAGUGACAUGGUGGAUUACCAGCAGCCUCUCAUGAUUGGCACCGGGACAGUCACGAGGAAGGGCUCCACCUUCCGGCCCAUGGACACCGAGGCGGCGGACGAGGCAGGGGCGAGCGCCGAGGCCUGCCGCCACUACGAUUGCCCGCUCGCCACCGGCCGCCACGAGUACGCGCUGCCCUUGACCAACUCCGAGCCCGAGUACGCCACGCCCAUUGUGGAGCGGCACCUGGCCCGCGCACACACCUUCUCGGCGCAGAGCGGCUACCGGGUGCCGGCGUCCCAGCAGGCGCACAAGCACUCCCUGUCUUCCGGCAGCUUCUUCCCAGCUGCAGCGGCAGCUGGGGCCACCGGCGCCGGCUACCCAAAGCCCCAGAGCCCCGCGCCCUCUGACCCAGGCUACGAUCAGCCCAAAGCCGGGGGCUGCUUAAGCGCAGAGCCGGACUAUCAGAAGCCCCAGCGGAAUGAUGCUUACUCAGCCCCCAGAGACUGCCUCAAACCCCUCAACCAGACAGCCGUGACUGCUCUUCUGUGAACACAAUGUGAAAGAAACCUGCUGUGGUACUGAGCGUCUGGCUGUGUGCUGCGGCUCUGGAAGAAGAGAGAUGGGUUCGUGAGUGUGUGUGUGUGUGUGUGUGUGUGUGUGUGUGUGUGUGUGAGUGAGAGAGAGAGAGAGAGAGAGAGAGAGAGAGAGAGAGAGAGAGAGAGAGAGACUUAAUAGGAUCCUGCGGUGGAAUACACGAGACCACCUCUCAUACUGUUUACAAAGUUGUGCAGCUGUUUUUGUUCUGACCCUUAAGGCAAGAGUGUUGGUUUUUGUUGGGCUAGAAAAAUGAAAAAUUUGUAGAUGGCAUUUUCAUUUCUCUAACUGUGAUAUUGAGCUGCUUUGGUAUAAAAUGUGCAAUCUGUACAGUUAUAUUUAACAAGAAUUAAAGUAACUUAAGUUUGCUUUAUCAGAUUUUAGUUCUGCCCAGAGGUUAAGUGGGAGAAUGCAGGUGUUGCAAAAAAGAAAAAAGAAAAAAAAAGUAUGUAAUAGUAUGUUCACUUUUUAAAUAUAUUUUAUCUGAUACUGUGUUAGCAGCAGGUCUGUUUAAACUUAAUCUUGUUAUUGUGGCUCAUUUCCUUUCCUUUUUAAUAACUAGAACUAAAAGCAUUAACAUUCUUCUCCUGGAAGGAGUGAAAUUACUUGAAGCAUGAAAAGCACACCAGGGUGGUUGUUAGCAAUUUUGAUUGUAGAUUUAAAACACACACACACAGACAACCACCUCAGCAACUGCCUGUUCCUUAGACUCCGCUUCAGAUGGAGACAUGUAGUUGGGGGUCUGGGCCUGCGUAGAGAGGAGGUCUCUGGCCUGCAGGGGACCUCAUUGCCCGAGGGAUCCUGAGGGACCUGGAUCCCUGAGGAACUGGCUGUCAUCACACUUCGCUUCUUCCUCACCUCAGACCUGGCAGAUACUGUAUGGCUUUCACAUGCAAAUCAACCUUGUCAAACUACCUGCAAAGCCAAAUGCCAAGACUUAACAGCAACCAAAACUGCUCUGCCAACAAACUGAAUGAAGGGGGCACAGCAAUUACAGUCUGAAUUGCUGUGUCACGUGCUUUUGUACCUCAGAUUAAAAAUACUGUUGAGGUCAGACGCGCACACUUUUCAUGACUUUCUUUAGCAAUAGCACACUGUAGUCUGAAACAAAAAAAUUUAUUUGAAUUGUAUUCUUCUGAAAGUGACCGGGGCCAAAUCUACAUAGAGCUUUUCUACUGAGAUUGUUGGGAACUGUUUUUAUAAGGAACACUUUCCCCUCAAGUAUGUGUCCAUAAUUCCAGAUUAGCCCAGACCUCAGCUGUACCUCAUGUUCAGUGGUUUUCUAUGAGUUUGCUUUGUAAGUUCACUGUGGGGGAUUUAACCUCUUUUGCCAAAGAGGAAAAUGUGUGAUUGUUACUUUGUUUUAAUAGAAAAUGUGGACCAAGAAAAAAAAACCAUUUCCCUAAAAAAAAAAAAACAAAAAAAAAAGUAUUAUAAUCCUAUUUGUAUGACAAUGACUUUCUGUGAACCGUAUAAAUAUUAAAAUAGAGUGGUGGAAGGUCGUGGCCGAUUAUCUGUUGCUUUUUGUGGAGGAUAAACUGUUUACUUUGUGGUGUUUACAUGGUUUUAUAUGCAUACUAAUGUAAUAAAGGAUGCCAAGUCAA
Messenger RNA from Rhinolophus ferrumequinum (greater horseshoe bat), 3957 nucleotides. RefSeq names its product discoidin, CUB and LCCL domain containing 1 (gene DCBLD1). The record is from RefSeq and is a predicted model, not a curated record. Lineage: Eukaryota; Metazoa; Chordata; Mammalia; Chiroptera; Rhinolophidae. Bases 32 to 2308 code for a protein of 758 amino acids. The transcript has 15 exons.